CAUUCGAGCAGUCGCGCGCCGGCCUCUCACCGCGCAACAUUCCGUUCCUCUUCGCCGAGGACGCACGCCACGAAAACGAACGGCAGCAACUCGCACGCACGCACGCACGCAACAUACAUGUACGUUUUCCCUCGCCACACGUUUUCCCAUCUCUAACGAGCAAGCGAGAUUUUCCGCACUGGUCGACACACGGCGAGACACCGCGCCGAACAUCUACGCCGAUCUCGCGCGAGGGUAAUGCGAAGCGCGCGGAACCAAAUCGGCUGCGUGGGAAAUCAAUCCGCGAUGGACCGAUGAGACGACAGGAGACGGCCGCGUGACAUGAGAGAACGGCUGCCAAAAUGAUGAGGAGGAGCGGCACGAAUGGACGAGGAGUCGGCGACAACGGCAAAGGAGCGCUGGUUCUGCUCCUCGUCGCAUUGACUCCUGUUAUCUGCUCCGCCGGAAUCCUGGACCCUUGGCAGUGGGCGCGCAGCGAUCGGAUCGAAGUCAACAUACCUUGGCUGCCUUUCGAGAACGAGACGCGCUGCUACGACGAACUGGGCUGCCUGAACAUCACCAGGAGCUGGUAUCAUCUCAUUCAUCGACCGCUUAACGUUUUCCCGUUACCGCGAGAAGUCAUCAACACCAGAUUCAUCCUCUACACGAAUCAGAAUCCCCUGGACGGUCAAAUAUUAAAAGUGGCCAAGGAUAAAUCCAUUGAAAAUUCCAACUUCAAUCCUAAACGAAAAACCAAAUUCAUUAUACAUGGCUUUAUAGACACUCCGCUCAGCAACUGGGUUAAGGAGAUGAGGAGCGAGCUGCUGGUGCACGGCGACUACAACGUCAUCGUGGUCGACUGGGCAGGUGGGAGUCUACCCUUGUACACCCAGGCGACGGCAAACACGAGACUGGUUGGACUGGAAUUAGCUCAUCUCAUCAAGCAUUUGCAAACAAACUACGGCAUGGAUCCGAACGACGUGCACUUGAUCGGGCACAGCCUCGGUGCUCACACGGCCGGUUACGCGGGCGAAAAAUUGGGCGGUAAUAUUGGGCGCAUCACCGGGUUGGAUCCCGCGGAACCGUACUUCCAAGGAAUGCCGAGCCACCUUCGCCUAGAUUACACGGACGCCCGGCUGGUAGACGUGAUUCACACCGAUGGAAAGAGCAUAUUUUUCUUAGGCCUUCCAGGGUACGGGAUGAGCCAGCCCUGCGGGCACCUGGACUUCUACCCGAACAACGGCAAGGAGCAGCCGGGCUGCACGGACCUGAGCGAGACCACGCCGUCGCUGCCGCUCACUCUGAUACGCGAAGGCCUCGAGGAAGCCUCGCGCGUCCUGGUCGCUUGCAACCACGUACGCGCGCUCAAGCUCUUCAUCGAGAGUAUCAACUCCAAGUGCCAAUACGUGGCGCACGAGUGCUCGAGCUACGCGAGCUUCCUGCGGGGCGAGUGUUUCUCCUGCAAGAGCAACAACAGCCUGAGCUGCGGCGUGAUGGGCUAUCACGCGGACACCAGCCCGGCGCUGGUGAAACGCCAAGCCAUGGGACAGGACGUCUCGUCCUUGCUGGGCUCGAAGUUCUUCUUCAUGACUGGCAAGGAGGACCCAUAUUGCAGAAGACAUUACAGAAUCACCAUCAAUCUCGCCCGACCGCCAACAGCGGAGAGUUGGGUGCAAGGUUUCAUGAAAGUUACUCUCCACGCCGAUAAAGGCGUGAUACGCAACAUGGAUCUCACGCCCAGCGGCUACAUGAAACUGGAACACGGGUCGACCGCGCGGAUGGUCGUGGCCCAUCCGACCGGUUCCAUCGGCAACAUCGGCAAGAUUAGGCGGGUCGAGCUUUCCUGGGUCUACGAUAUGGACGUGCUGCAGCCCAGGUCUCUGUGCUUCUUCUGGUGUAACGAUCGUCUGUACGUCAACAGCGUCAAGGUGGACGCUAUGGACCUUCCGGGCAGAGGAAAACGGGAGGCGGAUUUCUCCAGCAAACUCUGCUCGGCCGGCAGGCAGGAAUAUGCGGAGAUCGCAAGCGGAUCCACCGCCACAUUCGUCGACAAUUGUUGACGAUCCGUUCCGCGGCGGGAAAUCGCAUCUUUCGGCUGCGUCGUAUAAUUAUAAAUAGUCUAGCAGCUGCCUCCAUUCAAAGGCGGUUCUCGAAAGUCAGAUGACGACGACGAUAAUGAUGAUGAAACGAAACGAGAGAAUCCAACGUAAUUUCUUUCGCGAGCGAUAUGCGCGGUGCGAGAGACGUUUUAUGCAUUUUGACUCUCUUUCUCUAUUUAUCGCGACCGAUCUACCGCUUUCUUCGAACGCGGUCUAGCGCGACACGAGCUACGAAUUAACUCUUGCAUGAGGCCGAGGACGAGACGAUCUGACGCAAUUCGCCGCUUUAUGACACGCCUACAAUCAUCGAGUUCCUAGAGAUGUCUGUUCCGUCGGCGAAGAUUAAAUCCUAAUAAUCGCGUCUGAUAAAUUGAGACGUGGCUAGACAUUGCAAAAGCAUUCGUAGGAAGUGAGGUUUUUCUGGCGAACAGAUGUCUAGAUAAAUCAGACGAGCAACGAGCGUGCUUCUGACGGAAAAGUCUAAUAUUUCUAUGCUAUGCUUUUUUUCUUUUUCGGUAACGAUUUUUUUCAGUAUUAGUAUUGAUCAAUUAUUAUGUACAUGUUGUAUAUAACAGUAGACGUAACGCAUUAAAAUUAAUUUCUUACGGAUGUGAUUAUUGCUAGAGAGUCUUCAGUGAUCGUUAACGUAAGGCUCCUAUUAAGCCGUCGAUCUAUGUAUUAUUACUGGGUUCGGCAAAGCAAAUCUGAGACGUUGGAGUGGUCUUACCUCACUCCAUCUUUGUUCAAUUUCAAUGAAUAACAAAGACAGAAUGUGUCAACAAAGCCUCCAGACGUCUCAGAUUUGCUUUGCCAAACGCACCCUAUGUAUGUACAUCGAUUUACAUUUAUUCUUUCUUUGUAUGACGAUAUGGAUUAUCAUAUUGUCUCUUGCGAUACUAAUAUGAUGAUAGGUUGUGAUAUUCUCUUAUAACUUAAGAAAACCAUGAAAAAAAAAAUUGCGCAAAAUGCGGUGAUUCAAAGACGACAAACUAUACUGCUAUUUGCUCAUAGUCUUUAUAAAUAAAGUGUACAAAACAUGUAAUGAAAAGGCAAUUUUUGUUCGUGAGUAGGAGUAUUCUGAGCUAUUUUUUUAUAUCUGUAUAGAUUGUUGCAUUGUAAAAUAAAGUUUAUUAGUUAUAA
Messenger RNA from Monomorium pharaonis (pharaoh ant), 3218 nucleotides. RefSeq names its product pancreatic triacylglycerol lipase. The record is from RefSeq and is a predicted model, not a curated record. NCBI's taxonomy places the organism in Eukaryota, Metazoa, Arthropoda, Insecta, Hymenoptera, Formicidae. Gene Ontology annotation, molecular function: triacylglycerol lipase activity. The coding region runs from base 342 to 2039 and encodes 565 amino acids. The transcript has 10 exons. Gene Ontology annotation, biological process: lipid metabolic process.